AUGGCCGGAGACAUAGAACUCAUCAAUAGCCUCACGGCUGAGCAAGCCCGUGGAAUCCUCAUUUACCUGUCUCAAAAUCGUUCGGUUGCAAAAAAAGUGAGCAAAUUAGCAAGAGAAAUGAAAACUUCUGCUCGCACGAAGGCAGUAUGCGUACAGUGCAGCGCAACAUUCGAUCCAAGUGAUACCGCUAAGAAUUGCUUCUACCAUAAUGGUCAGCUUGAAGCCGACUAUGACGGUGAUUUUUGGGCCGACCAUGAUGAGGAUUGUCAUGGAACCAUUGACACUGAUGAGAUGCGCGAGGAGUUUCCAGAAGGGUUUAUAUGGAAUUGUUGCGAUAAAGGCGGAGAUGACAUAGGCUGUCGGUGGGGCAGACAUCAAUCAGACCCAAACAAGGUGGAAGACGGGGAAGAUGCUGACCUAUACGAUGAUGGUUGGGAUGAUGAUGAUGACGACGACGACGACCUUGAUGAUGAGGAUGAAGACGACAAAGAAGAAGUUGCCGAUGAAGACCACGGGAAUAAAAGAAGUAACGGAGAUGAGAGCCAAGAUCCAGGGCCCAAUAAAAGGCAGAAGCUCUAG
Messenger RNA from Trichoderma harzianum CBS 226.95, 579 nucleotides. RefSeq lists its product as hypothetical. Lineage: Eukaryota; Fungi; Ascomycota; Sordariomycetes; Hypocreales; Hypocreaceae. The record is from RefSeq and is a predicted model, not a curated record. The transcript has 2 exons. Bases 1 to 579 code for a protein of 192 amino acids.